Molecule: messenger RNA, 2924 nt
Organism: Dimorphilus gyrociliatus
Lineage: Eukaryota; Metazoa; Annelida; Polychaeta; Dinophilidae
Source: the annotation of a GenBank genome assembly
GUUAUGUUAAACUUAAUUAUUAGAUUUAUUUUUUUUUAUGUUGCUUUUCCCGUUUUGAUAAAAAAGAAAGAAAGAUAAUUGUUUUUAAAUGCAGUAAUACGAUAAACAGGACUUUCCCGGUAUCAUUGUUUAUAAUUUUAUACGUAAAAAAUUGCGUAUAGAGUGGCCAAAAAAAAAACCUACGCAGCUCGAAUUGGCCAGUCUUAAAUAGGUCUAUGAAUUUUUACAUUCUCCUAUGCAUAUUGGUUUCAUGGCUGCCAAAAGAAUUUAGUUAAGAAACAAUAAAAUAUCAUUUUUAUGAUUACUACCUAAUUAAGAUGGAAGGUUAAUUUAGCUAGAAUUUUUACUAGAUCUUUUAAUAGACUGCAUCUUAAUUCUAAAUAUUUAAUUUAUUCUUUUACACUUUAUAGAGGCUAGAAGAAAAAGGAUGCCUUCUGUUUGGCAGAACUUGAAGAGAGUGAGAAAAAGGGCAUCCAAAUGGAGAGUAACCCUUUCAUUCGAUCUAAUCGAAGUCAAAACAACUAGUCAUUGGCAGCCAUCAGAAGUAAGAGUAAAGUGUAAAUCUGGACGUCAGAAGCACGAAACCGCUUGGGCCAGUUGGCAACCUCAGGUUACCGACCCUUAUUUCGGUGUUGCGGAAUGGACAACGCCUUGUAAUAUAGAAGCUAGAGUAACUCUCUUUAGAUUGGCAAAUUCUACUAUAUUUGAUGCUAAAUUAUGGAAAGUAACCGUUCUUGGUCGAGAGAAGAACGGUAAACAUAAAGAGAUGGGCCAAGCCUAUUUGGAUCUCUCUAAACACGUUGAUCCUACCCAGUCCGUACAACAAAAAAUAAAAAUUACAAUGGAGGCUAAGAAAUUACAUUGUCAAAGUGCUGGUAUACAAUUAACUAUAUCUACGGCACUAAUAACCGAAGCAUUAGCGACUGAUGAUGAUCUAAGGAGUCUAGCGUCAUCGGAUUGCUCAAGAAUUAACGACGUUGCUAAUAUGGAAGACGUUGAAGAGGAGGUGACAUUACCCACAUCUAAUGGUAUAAGGAAUGAGGAUGUUCUGGAGAUUUUCUCAAAUAUAGAAAGUCUGAAAGAGUCUCAUUCUCCGUCGCCUGUGCCUUCACCUACACCACUAAAAGUAGCUCCACCAAAUAAUUUAUUUUUACCAAAGAAGGGAGAGGAAACUCCCUUCGAUUACAGUAUCGAUUUAGAAGAAUUGAGGAAGAGAUUAGCUCUUUCGCCCGAAACCAAUUUGAAUAAUACUUUUGAAGAAGAAAAGAACGACAUGUCUGUCAAUGAUGAAUUAGAAGAAAUGUCCAGGGAAGUGGACGCAUUUUGUAUAAAUAAUUUUGAAAACCCGUCUAGUCCUGUCGAAAAUACUUUGAGUGCAAGAUACGCUACCAGAAACUCAAGAGAUAACUCACCCGAGAAAUUAAGCGAAGAACAAAAACUUAAAACUAACAGUUCUAUUUUCUCAGAACGUGAACAAGAGGGGGAAGAUAUCUUCAAAGGAUAUUCCAUAUACGAAAAAGAAUCUGCCAAGAAAAAUUUUAUAACUUCUCAAACGUUAGAAAUUAGAUCGGAAGACAGAUAUGAUGUCAGAAUAGAAGAGGAAAUUAUUGAAGAAGAAGAAGAGGAGGAACAGGAAGAAGAAAAAGAGAUAGAGGGAAUAAAAGAGAAUAUAGAAGUGAGAAAGGAUGAUAAGAUAUUAUCUAAUAGUGAAAUCAGAGAGAAGAUUAGUGACAAUAUAAAUAAACUGAAUGACUCUUCGAAUAUUCAAAAUGAGACCAAUCCUUUUGUCAAUGGUAACUCAGACUAUACUAGGGAAUCUCAAAAUUCUACUCCCUCGUUCUCAAAUGGGGUAGCAGCUGUGGAGAAUAGCAGAUGUGAACAAGAAGAGGAAAUAUUAGCAUGGUCUUCCUUCAUAUGUAAGAAAUUUGGCGUUACUAUUAAUGAUUUAAACUUUAGCUCUUGGAGGGAUGGACGGGCUCUCACAAUCAUUACCCGACACUAUAUACCUCAUGCGGCUCCCUAUUUAACUGCACCUGUUUCUCUCAAUAGAGUCAUAGAAGCGUUAUUUAAAAUUGAAAAUAUUAGUAAACCAUCAAAGAUAAAUGAUUCGGAAAGCUUAAUAGCCUAUCUUGCUACUGUUAAGAAAUCAUUAGAAAAGAAAUCAUAUAUGUCUUUCGAAAGACAACAAGAAUUGCAGACAAAAGCAAGAGAACUAAUUGAACAGUAUAAAAAACCGUCAGUCGAGCUAAAAAGCCCAUCUCAAGAAAUGAGUUUGGAGGAUGAGAGACGGCAGUUGGAACAAGAGCAAGUUAGAAUGGAUAAAAAAUUAGAGGAAAUCUUAGAGAAAAUUAGAGAAGCUCAAAAAGAAGGUGAAGAUGAUAGUGAUUUAAGAAGUGCACAAGUUCAAUUCGUCAAUGCUAAGAACGCACUCCAUCGACGAAUUGAAUUUCUCGAUUUACAGGAAAAAGCUAAAGAGUUGACUGAAAGACAAAACAGUAUCAAUACGAAACUAAGAAAUUUAAAUUCUUUUCCAGGUAAACAUAGUUCUAAAUAGUUUAUAUAUGCUGUGUGUAUUUGUCUAAAUUUACUCAAUCGUUAAAUUAUAGAUUGGCAAAAGAAUGAGGAACAAAGAAAUCGGGAACAAAACUUAUUAGAUGAGCUCGUUAAUAUUGUAGACGAGCGAGAAGCUUUAUCGAAGCGUAUGGACAAUCACGAACAAGAGACUGCUGACGAUGAAAGCAUUGGAAGAGAGUUAAAUGAUCGAAUGCAGAAGGACGAGCAACAAGACAAGUGCAAAGUUAUGUAAUUAAUAAAUACAAGACUAAAAACAGUAUAUUCACAAAUGUACCACAUAUAUAUAUAUAUAUAUUAAUAUAUAUACUGUAUGUAUAUAUAUAUCAAUACAUAUAGUAGUAUAUAUAUAU